This is a messenger RNA of Owenia fusiformis, 1091 nucleotides long. The record is from the annotation of a GenBank genome assembly. Lineage: Eukaryota; Metazoa; Annelida; Polychaeta; Sabellida; Oweniidae.
AAUAGGUGUCAGCACAUGUUCUCUUGCUAAUUGGAUUGAGAAGCGUCAGAAUGGAGGGAUGUAAAAUAUUUGUGGGUGGGUUAGCCUGGGAAGCUGACCAAGAUGAUGUAAAACAGUAUUUCUCCAAAUUUGGGACUGUCACUGAGGUGCGCUUAAAGUACGACUAUGAAUCCAAGAAGUCGCGAGGAUUUGGAUUUGUGACUUUUGAAGAUCCUGAGGCUUGUAAGGCGGCUCUUGCGGAGAAGAACCAUGUCCUUCAUAACAGAACAAUGAACUGUGAUGUUGCAAAGGCCCCAGAGUCCAUGCGUAAAGUUUUCCUGGGAGGUCUAAGCCCCGAUAUACCUGAAGCAGAUGUUAGAGCCUAUCUGGAGAACUAUGGACAGAUAGAAGACCUCAUCCUACCCACAGAGAGAUCAGCUGAUAGAUCAAUAGAAGACCUCAUUCUACCCACGGAGAGAUCAGCUGAUAGAUCAGUUGCAAAGAGGAAAGCAUUUGGCUUUUGUACCUUUACAUCUGAGACUGCAGCUCAGAAGAUGUUGGAAGAAGGCCACCAUAAGAUGGGAGGAGACCGAGAUGUUGAGUGUAAAAAAGUGACGCAGAAGAGAGAGCCCAUGCAGCAGGAAAGAUUUGGGGGUGGAUAUGGUAUGGGAUAUGGUGUCGGGCCAGGAUAUGGUGGUGGUGGCGGCUACGGAGGUGGCUACGGAGGUGGAUACGGUGGUGGCUACCAUGGCAACAUGCACAAUGGAGGUGGAUAUGGUAGCCCAGGUGGAUAUGGAGGGGGAGGAUACGGUGGAUACGAGGCAGGUUAUGGAGCAAGGUCUCGAGGAGGAGGCCAAAGGGGACGUGGUGGACGAGGAAGAGGUGGUGGCCGCAGCAAUGGAGGUGGUAGUGGUGGUCAGGACUACUCCAGUGACUCCUAUGGUCAGGGAAGUGGAUGGGGUGGCAACAACUGGGACCAAAACAACUACAGUGGAGGUGGUGGCGGCCGUAACAGUAGUUACAAUGGUAACUACAGCAACUACAGCUAGGGUGCCAGUGUUGUCAUGGCAACCAAUGUUGUCAGGGUGAUUUAGUCAAUUGUUUCAGUGACA